Orcinus orca (killer whale) is the source of this 9073-nucleotide messenger RNA. It is a transcript of the gene ALG12, whose product is annotated as ALG12 alpha-1,6-mannosyltransferase. Gene Ontology annotation, molecular function: alpha-1,6-mannosyltransferase activity. Lineage: Eukaryota; Metazoa; Chordata; Mammalia; Artiodactyla; Delphinidae. The transcript has 9 exons. Gene Ontology annotation, biological process: protein N-linked glycosylation. The record is from RefSeq and is a predicted model, not a curated record. Bases 2498 to 3973 code for a protein of 491 amino acids. Gene Ontology annotation, cellular component: endoplasmic reticulum membrane.
UGGGGCUCUCGGGACGGGAUGCGGGGACCCCGGGCCGGCGCUCUCGCGGUGCUCCUUGGGCCUCACCGUGCGUGGCCACGCGGGACGACCGUUGGGCUCCUCACCUGGGGGCAGUCUCCUCACCUAGGGUUGGGGCUCCUUGCCCGGGGCCUGAUGAGUGUGUUUCUGGGGUUCCAGACAUCUGCAUUUCCCCACGUGCCCGAGGCAAUUGGCACUGGAACCCGUGGUUUAAGUUAGGAAGAACGAAGGUGGGCAUUACCUGGUUUCUAGUAGGACAGAACUGCCAGCAGGAAGCAGUACAAAUGAUAGAGUUUUCUCUGACCGAAUUUGUACCAGUUCCUUUGUGUUUCCAGCUAGGGAUUAAUAACGUGAACAUCUGACUUGACCAGUUUCAGUAGAGACCUUAGAAUCCGAAUAGACGGGGACGAGAAGCCCUUUGCUCCUAAUCUGAGGGGUCACCAUCCUGUAAACGACGUGUUUUAAAGUCGUGGCCUGUUUUGGCCUGUGGGUGCCUGAGAUUAACAACCCCAACAGCUGCAAGCAGGUGUGGACCAGUGCACGUGCGUCUGCUCACCGUCUCGGGCCCGGUGGGGGUUGACCACGGUUUCAGUACUUGCUUAUGUCCUGUUUGUCUCCUCGUGGUCCCGGGUGGGCAUGCAGGGUGCCGCUAGCGCCGUCCAACAUAAGCUGCUUUGCCGGUUGGUGUCUGCCGUUGGUCAUCAGCACAGAGCACACUCUUAUCUGGGUGAGAAGCUCCUGGGGCCCGGAGCGGGGUUUGGCAGGUACCUUUUCACCCCACAGCUCGUGAAAUAACAGAGUCUAGAUCUUCCCGCAGGGGAACCUCCUCUGGGCAGAGGUGUGGAGUGGGGUGUGCAGGGACUGGCCUGGGACAGCUGUGAGCCCGAGCGAGGUUCCUGCCACGGAGCACCUGCGCAGCUGCUCCAACCGCCUGGCCUUAGAGAUGCUUCCUAGUUCUUUAGGCUCUUUUCCCCUCGGACAGUAAGAGAACAGAGAGGAGUAACGAACGUUCCGUGGUCUCUUCGGCUUCACUGGACAUUAAAGCGUGCACGUUUCUUUAAUGAAAAUGUAAACUGGUGUGAUGAGAUCCACGCUUAGUUUUUAUGAGUUUCUUCUUCAAGUAGUUUAUUGAGCACCUGCUAUGCGCCAGGCUGUGCUGAUACAGCAGUGAGUCAGCCCUGCCCUCAGGCUGUGAGCCCAGCAGGGGAGACGGAUGGCCCCUGUGAUGACCAGAGUCCAUCCUUGCUGAGGUUACAGUGGGCAGCGGGGGACAGAAAAAUCCCGCCCUUACAUUUGGUAAGAGAAAAGCUCUGUUACUUCCCUGGGAACUGCACGUUAUUUUGGUAAUUCUUAGAGCCCUUUGACCCCCUUACUUCCCUCACCUCACCACCAUAUCAGACAGGAUUCCUGUUCCCCCAGUUGUUGAUUCCCCACUUGCUAUCCUAGGAGAGUACAGACUUCAUACCUCUCCCUCGAACCAAAAAGUAGUUUUAACAAACAGGAAGCACCGUGGUUCUCUCCUUUCACUUCUUGCCCUUCUGGCUUUGAUCAAAUAAAAGCAAACCUGUUUUCAGACAAGCCAGAAACAGGAAGAGUUUGCCGUCUUCCUUCCCUCGCCAGACUGAAAGAUGGAGGUCUUCCACGAGUAGGAACUGCCCCAGACACUUGCAUGGUUUUCUCAGGAAGCUUCGUGGCAUGGGGUGCCCCCAAAGCGCUGUUGGUGUUUGGGUGGUCCAUUGCAGGCGCGUCUGUCUGCAUCCCCACCCCCCAGGAACACACUCUUGCUUUCUGCCGUAUCCACGAGUUUGUGCUCACGACCAGCGUGGUGCUCCCCGGGGCUCUAAGAGGCUCAGGGGGUGAAGUUCAGAGCACAGCGGGUGGGUGUCCGCGGCCCUGUCUCGCCAUCCUUGGGGUGCAGGGCUUUGCUGGCGCCCCGAGCCCUGCGCCUCACCUCCUGUCCUCUCGUGGCUGUCCCUCUGCAGUUCUCCAGGCGCACCCCUCCCGCCCUUCUACUUCACAGCCUCCCGGCCCGUCUCCCUCGGCCAGUACCGUGCGGGCCGAGCCCAGCUUGUUCCUAACUCUCCGGCCAGAUUUCAGCUUCUCGAGCACGGGGGUCGUCCUGCUGCCCUCCAGUGCCGGGCUGGCCCAGGGCCCGGCUGCACAGUGGACUAAACUCGUGUCCUGCAACUCAGGUCUUUCUUCCUGGAAAAGUAUUCGCACAACUUAAAAGCGUAAGAAGGCUGGUUAAAGUACGAAAGCUUCUCUAGCAUGAUUUUUCUUUCAGCGUUCUGUUUUGAUGUGUUUUCAGAUUACAGAAGCUGCAGCAGUUCAAAGGAUUCCCAUUACCCUUCAAACACAUUUCCCAGGUGUUAACUCGAGUGUGAGUUUUGAAGCCUGGGGACCUGUGACUCUAUUCUCUCAAAACAAUUCGAGUGGCGGUGCCGACGGUGGAUGAAGGUCCGUGAGGCUGACGUGCAGAAUGGCCGGGAAGAGGCUGUCGGGCCUGGGCAAGCAGCGCCGGCUCCUGGCGCUGCUGGUGGCGGUAGCCGCCGUCCACCUGGUUGCCUGCCCCUACACCAAAGUGGAGGAGAGCUUCAACCUGCAGGCCGUGCACGACCUGCUCUACCACCGGCUGGAUGUGGACAAGUUUGACCAUCUCGAGUUCCCUGGCGUGGUCCCCAGGACGUUCCUCGGGCCGCUGGUGAUCGCGGCACUCUCCAGCCCCGCCGUUUACGUGCUUUCGCUCUUGGAAACGUCCAAGUUCUAUUCUCAGCUAGUAGUCAGGGCCGUCCUUGGACUCGGCGUGAUCUUUGGACUCUGGACUUUACAAAAAGAAGUGAGGCGGCAGUUUGGGGCCACGGUGGCCACCCUGUUCUGCUGCGUGACGGCCUCGCAGUUCCACCUGAUGUUCUACUGCACGCGGACACUCCCCAACGUGCUGGCCCUGCCUGUGGUCCUGCUAGCCCUCGCAGCCUGGCUGCAGCAGAGGUGGACGCGCUUCGUCCGGCUCUCGGCCUUCGCCAUCCUGGUCCUCAGAGCCGAGCUGAGCCUGCUCCUGGGCCUGGUGCUGCUGCUGCCGCUCUGCCUGCGGAAGGUCUCGGUGGCCCGGGCCCUGCGCUGCGCCGUGCCGGCUGGGAUCCUCUGCUUAGGGCUGACGGUGGCCGUGGACUCCUAUUUUUGGCGCUACCUCGUAUGGCCAGAAGGAAAGGUGCUCUGGUACAACACCGUCCUGAACAAAAGUUCCAACUGGGGCACCUCGCCGCUGCUCUGGUACUUCUACUCGGCCCUGCCGCGCGGCCUGGGCUGCAGCCUGCUCUUCGUGCCCCUGGGCGCCGUGGACAGAAGGGCCCUGGCACUGCUCCUGCCGGCGCUGGGCUUCGUGGCUCUGUACUCGCUUCUCCCGCACAAGGAGCUGCGCUUCAUCAUCUAUGCCUUCCCCGUGCUCAAUAUCGUGGCCGCCAGGGGCUGCGCCCGCGUGCUGAAUAACUAUAAGAAGUCCUGGCUGUGUAAAGUGGGGUCCCUCCUCGUGAUAGGACACCUCGUGGUGAACGCCACAUACUCGGCCACAGGCCUGUACGUGUCCCACUUCAACUACCCUGGCGGCGUGGCGAUGCAGAGGCUGCACGAGCUGGUGCCCUCCCGCACAGAUGUCGUUGUGCACAUCGAUGUGGCCGCUGCCCAGACAGGUGUGUCCCGGUUUCUGGAAGUCAACAGUGCCUGGAGGUACGAUAAGAGAGAGGACGUGCAGCCCGGCUCCGAGCGCAUGCUGGCCUACACGCACCUGCUCGUGGAGGCCGCCCCCGCGCAGCUGGCCCCCUACCGGGACACGCACCGGGUGCUGGCCAGCGUCCCAGGCACGACCGGGCUGAGCCUCAACCUGAGCAGGCUGCCCCCCUUUGACGUGAACCUGCAGACCAAGCUGGUGCUCCUGGAGAGGCUUCUCGGGCCUCCCUGAGGAGGAGCCAGGGGCCCUCCAGAAACACCGGCAGGACGAGACGGAAGCAUGCAGAGGACCCACGGGUGUGCCCUCACGGGGGCGCGGCCACAGCCACAGCCGGGGCACCCACGUCCACGCUGCCCACCACUUGUGAGAACGAGGGGCCUGGCACCCCUGCCAGGGUGACGGUGGGUGGGAUGCUGUUCGCCGUCCAGACCGCAGCGGGGUGUGGAUCUUCCCGCGGAGCUGCUUCUGGGCAGCAGGCUGUGGCCUCUCGGCCCCUGAAAGGUCGUCCCCCUGGGGCAGCGUAACCGCAGAACCUCAGCACCCAGCCCUCGGGGUGGGGCGUCCUUUGUGGUCACAGGCAGCCGUUUCCAUUUCAGAUGAGGCUUUAGGAGAUAAACUCGUUCAAAAAGAGUGAGAGUCAAAUUGUAAAUGUCUUCUUACUGUUGAUCUCAGGUGCUGCUUCCAGAGACUGCUUCCACCUGGGUUUUGUUUAAGUGAUUUGGGCACCUUCCCACUUUGCUGAACAGUGUUUACCGAGUUCCUGACACGUGUCUGACUUCACCAGGCACUGAAGACGAUGCAGGGAACUGAGCGUGCUUUGCCCGCAUGCACACACACCGUGCACAUGCACGCACACGCUACACACGUGUGCGUAGACACAGGCAGUCUUUCCUGAGCCAUCAGAGGGAGUUGCCUGCACCUGACCUUUAGUUACUGUUUUUUCCACUGGAGCUGACAAGCAGUCUGUGCGGGCCCCUCCCCAGACCUCCCCGACACAGCACCCGCUGGUGAUUCCUGCCUGUUUCUCAUGAGCGUUUGUUACUUCCCUGUCAUCGGCAGUUCUCAGUGUUUAGAUGUGGCCCGCAGUCGUCAGCCUGCACGCGUGGACUGCUGCCGGAUCUCGAUGGGCCGCGAGCUGCCCUGUCGGUUGCCUUGGUGUUCAAACUGCAGAUUCACCAGGGGGGCCUGUCAAGCCGUGCUGUCCCGGCUGCGUGCCCCGUCGUUAAGGUUUUGAGCACUUCCCUGCUUCCUGGCACAAGGAGUCCCACCCAGGCUCCUCGGGCCUCUCUGUCUGCACCCUGGAGUCGGCCGUUUGGAGGGCCCGGGCUCCUUCUGGCAGGAACUGGUUUCAGAGACCGAUAUCUGGGUGCACAGUGCACGAUAUCUGUGCACCAUGUGCACAGUGUGCUCACUGCUAUCAGGACGCCCGUGUUUCUAGGCCCUUCGGAGCGAGAGGACAGGCGCGCCUGCACGUGGGCACACGCUUAUGCACGUGCACAGGCGUGAGAGGUCACGGCAUCAUGCUGACACCUCCAGUUCCACCCCAUCUCUGUGGGCGUGUGUCUGCCUCCCUCAUUCCACGUCUGCAUGUCCUCUCCCUGCAGUGAGAAUCCUGACCCCGAAAACAUCAACGUACGUUUGACCCGUGUCAAGGGACGCCGACCCCCACGCAGUCGGAAAUCUGCAUAUAACCUUUGACCCCCCCACCAAGGCUUAACUACUAAUAGCUCCUGUUGAGUGGAAGAUUUACCCAUAACAUGAACGGUUGAUGACACAUAUCUAUAUGUUACAUGUCAGAUGCUGUAUUCUUUCAAUUAUGUAAGCUACAGAAAAGAAAAUGUUAAUUAAGAAAAUCAUAGGGGGACUUCCCUGGCGGUCCAGUGGUUAAGACUUUGCCUUCCAGUGCAGGGGGUGCGGGUUCGAUCCCUGGUCGGGGAGCUGAGAUCCCACAUGCCUCGCAGCCAAAAAACCAAAAACGUAAGCAAUAUUGUAACAAAUUCAGUAAAAAAAAGAAAUCAUAGGGAAUUCCCUGGCGGUCCAGUGGUUAGGACUCGGUGCUUCCACUGCUGGGGGCCUGGGUUUGAUCCCCGAUCGGGUAACUAAGAUCCUGCAAGCUGUGCGGUGGGCCAAAAAAAAAAAAAAAAAAAUCAUAAAAAAGAAAAUAUUUAUAGUACUGUACUGUGUUUAUCAACAGCAUGAGUUUUUGUCAUCUGUUUCCAAGAUGAAUAGUCAGUACCUACAUCAUUAUUGUCUUAGACGACACGAAAGGCUGUAGAUGUUACACAUAUAACUAAUACUAGACAUCAAUAAGGAAAAGAUAACGUGAAAAGGAAAUUCACAUUUAUUUACAGGCACAACGAUAUGUGCAUUGAUGAUGAAGCAGCAGCAACAUGACUGCUUUAUGGUUGCCUAGUGUGAUCGAUACGAUCGCUCCCAGGCAGCCCGGCCUGUACACUAAUGGGUGGGUCGUCAUAAGAUUUUUAUGGCUUAUAGUAUUGCAGUCAUAUUCAUAAUACAGUAUUGGGAACACUGUCACAUUAAAAAGAAAACCUAUGAUGAUAGACUGUUACACAGUUUCUCCAAUUACGAGUCAGGGAGGGAGGGAGACUGUACCUAAUUCAUUGAAAGCAAAGUUAUAAAAAGCACAUUGUUAACUUUAUACUUAGUAUCACUCAGCUUAUGCCUAUGUGAGGAUGGACUGUCCACUUCAAUGUGUGUCUUACACGGUGUACAGCUGUUAGGCUUUCACAUCGAGGCACACAACAGAGGUCUCUGAACCGCAGCGUGUGAUUGUUCACUGUGCGUUAGGUGGAGGCAGGUCGUCACAGGUCUUCAUCCCCCUGGUCCUCACGCUGAGACUGGGGAGGAGGAAGCGGAGGGGAGGUCUUGCUGUCUCGGGCAGCAGAGCCGUGGGGGGUGGAAGCAGGGGAGGCCGGUGCACUCGGUGAACUUGGCAGAAACACAUCAGUCUCUGCCCGACUUUUUUGCUUUCUCAUUUCUCUAGAGUGUUUCUGUCUACUACCAAUCCUUCCACCGUUUGCUUUAGCUUCAGUACCCGUAUCACGGAAGGGUCCAUGUUGUAAAACAAGUCAAGUCGUCUUGACUCAUUGGAACUGUUCUGCCAGGCAGUCUGAUGUCAGUUUGUUUCCUGGCGCUGCUUCUUCUGCGCCUGUCUCAUCGUCUGCCUCUGGCUAUCUCCAUCAGGUUGUCUUCUGUGGGUUCCUCCGGUGUGCUGCCUAGUAGCCCUUGAAUUUUUUUCUUUUUUUUAGACUGUGCCACGUGGCUUGUGGAAUCUUAGCUCCCCAACCAGGGAUCGAACCCAGGCCCCUUGUAGUGGAAGCUCGGAGUCCUAACCACUGGACCACCAGGGAAGUCCCAGUCCUUUAAUUUCUUGAAGACCCAUAUCUCGGAACCGUUCACCCCCGCCCCGCGCCCACUUUAUUUGCCAAACCCACAAUCUCUUUCAUGAUUUCCUUGAUUGAUUUAUUUAUUUUUGGCUGUGUUGGGUCUUUGUUGCUGUGCGUGGGGUUCCUCUAGCUGCGGUGCGUGGGCUUCUCAUUGCAACAGCUUCUUGUUGCGGAGCAUGGGCUCUAGGCGUGUGGGCUUCAGUAGUUGUGCCAUGUGGGCUCAGUAGCUGUGGCUCACGGGCUCUAGAGUGCAGGCUCAGUAGUUGUGGCAUGUGGGCUUAGUUGCUCCGCGGCAUGUGGGAUCUUCCCGGACCAGGGCUCGAACCCGUGUCCCCUUCACUGGCAGGCGGAUUCUUAACCACUGCACCGCCAGGGAAGCCCCCCAUGAUUUCCUUGAUUGUGUCAUAAAUCCUGUGAAGUCAUGCACAGCAUCUGGACGGUUCUCCAGCAGGAAUGUAUUGUUGUGGGCUUGAUGGCUCUCACGGCUUUUUUUUUUUUUUAAUAACAGCGAUGUCAUCCUCAGUGGUAUGAUCCUCCCAGACUCUCAGACUCUCACGACGUUCUCUGUAUCAGGGUUCUCUUCCAUAGCGUUGACGCUCCUUUCCACACAGUGUCGUGUGUAAUGAGCCUUGAAGGUCCUAUGGCCCCCUGACCUAGAGACUGAAUAGAGACAUUGUGUCUGGGGGCAAGCAGACCACUUCAGCGCCUUCGGUGUUGCACUCAUGGGGUUCUGGGCGGGCAGGCGCGUUGCCCAGUAUCAAAAGAACUGUAAAAGGCAGUCCCUUCCUGACAAGGUGCUUCCUGAAUUCAGGGACAAGGAAUCGAUGGAACCGGUUGCCCAGGCCCUUUUGAUGUCCAGUCAAAGACCGGCAGCUGCUGCUCCUCUUCUCCCUGCAAGGCUGGGGGUCAGCGGCUUUACAGAUGAGCGCAGUCCUGGCCGUAAACCCGACCACGUUUGUGCAGGAUAAUCGAGACAGCCCAUUCCUUCCUGCCUUAAAUCCUGCUGCUUGAUUCUCCUUACUGAUGAAUGUCCUUUGUGGCAUUUUUUCCCAGAAUAGGGCAGUUUCAUCUGUAUUAAAAACUUGUUCAGGCAGAUGUCCUUUCUACCCAAUGAUUUUCUUCACAGCGUCUGAGAACGUGUCUGCGCCGCCUCUCCCGUUACCUUGACAUUUUAAAGCCAAAUCUCUUUCUAAAAUCAUCAAACCAUCCUUUGCUGGCAUUCAAGUCUCCAGCUUUACAACCUUCCCCUCACUUUCGCUUAAGUUGUAUGAUGACUUUGCUUUUUCUCGAAUCAUUCUUAGAUUCUAUAUAGGUGCACCUUUCUUAUGGCAAUCCUGCGCCCGCCUAAAAGCUGCUUUUUCAAAUAAAAAGGUAUUUCACAAGAAGUGCAAGGCUUUCUGCCUGCUGGUGUAGCUGCAGUGCCAGCUUCAUGGAUUUCCUUUCCUUUUUUACAUUCAUCUUGAAGUGGCGGCAGCCGCAGCUGCAGACCUCACUCUGCGACGCACAUCAAGCCAUUCAGCUUUUUCUCUUCACGUCUUCCUCUUCUCUGCGUCUUGGGAGCGCUUGCAGCAUUGCCAGGGCACUUCGUGGGUCCCGUGGUGGUGGUCAAGGUUCCCGGUGUUGCACUAAAUACAAUGAAAUAAUCCGCAAGAACCACAAGAGACUGCGGUUUACUGGAGAGACCACCUGCUCCGGAGGGGGGGAGCGCACACGGCGCUCGCUGUAGGCGGACGCGGGGAAUACGCGCGCCGGAAGCAGCAGCAGGGGUGGCUGCAGCAUUAUUACUGUACGUGCUACAGUUAAUUCAUGCAGUGAGGACUUCGUACGGCAUCUUUACGUUUGCUUCCUUUCUCUGCACUUCAAAUGGAGCCAUGUGUUGUGUGCCUCAGGUUUGUUUUUUUAAAAAAUAAAUUUAUUUAUUUAU